GCCUGGUGCAACUUCACCAUUCGCCAACUUUUGCCCAUUUCGAACAGUCCAAGCUACCAAUAUGGCGGACUCGACCCCGCAAUUGAAGAGGAAGAGGGAAGGCGCAGAUGCGCAGCGGAAAAAGGCGAAGACGCAGAGAAAGAGCGACGGGAAUGCGCCUGCCACCACACCACCGACAGCGCCCAAGGACCAGAAGAAGAACAAGGGCCAGGGCGGGGGGGUAGAGGGCGGAAAGGUGGUAGAUACACCCGUGGGCACUCCCGCUGCCUUGACCAAGGCGCAGCGAAGACAGCAGGCCCGGGAGAAGCUGAACGGCGCAGAGGACGCGGCGGUGGGCGUACAAGAGCAGGCCGAGGACACCAAGGCGCAGACACAGCAGGCAGACAAGUCGGCGAAGAAGGACAAGAAGGCGCAGAGCAACACCGAGUCCAAAGAAGUCGUCACGGUUGAGAUUCCCAAUACAAGCUCUGGCAAGACGAAGAAGCAGAAGACCAAGAAGCCGCCCAAAUGGUCCAUAUCGCCCUCGCACGGAGGAUGGUUCCUGCCCACCGACCCCAUCUUCUCUCCCGACGAGAAGUACCUGAUCCUCGCCAACCUCCGAUCGCUCCAGAUCUACUCGACCGAGACAUCCCUCCUCGCUCGUACUCUGCCUGCCGGCGGCGCGGGCGUGCUUACCGCAUAUGCCCUGUCAACCACCAAGCCCAACCAGGUCUACGUCGCCGACUCCAAUGGCCUUAUCACACUGUGGGACUGGGUCGAUGGCACCAAGAUCGGACGCUGGGAGAUUGGCGCCACGGUGCGAAACAUGGCUGUCAUCACCCAGCCCGACUCUACCGAUGACCUGGUCUAUUGCCACGAGACUGGCAAUAGUCACAUCCUCAACGUGCAUGCUCUCCGCACCAAGGCCCAGGCAUCGCAGACGGAACUCAAGCGCAUCCUCAAGACCAACUCGGCAAUUCUUGGUUUCCAGGUCCUCCUGCAAGGCAAUGUGGUUGUUGUUGCGACCGCCGAGUCUAUCACAGUCGGCAAGCGCUUGAAACUCACCAUGACGGCUGUGCAAGAUUUCGAAUAUGUCUGGCGCGAGUUCAAGCUCUCUAAGCGCAUCACCACCUUCAACGCCUACAUUCGCGAGCCCGAGGUCUCAGACAAAGCGAAGAAACAAGUCCAAGACCGGAGGGAUCUUCUCGACAUCGCGAUUGGAGACGAGACUGGUGUCAUACUCUUGUUUGAGGACAUCCUGGCAAGCUUUGCGGCGAUCGAAAUCAAUCAGAAGAACAACAAGGGCAGAAUAGACAAUGCUGAGAGUCUCAGGCCCAAGCGUCUCCACUGGCACAGAGACGCGGUUGGCUCAAUUAAGUGGUCUCUGGAUGGCAACUACCUCGUCUCUGGAGGCGAUGAGACUGUUCUCACCAUCUGGCAGCUAGCUACUGGGAAGCCGCAGCACCUGCCCCAUCUUACUGCAGCCAUUGAAAACGUCGUUGUGUCUCCCACCGGCUCCUCGUACGCGCUGUCGCUCGCCAACAACUCCGUCAUCGUGCUCUCAACAACUGAACUGGAGGCCAGAACCAACAUCGUAGGCAUACAAUCACGACGUGUAGACCUCGAGCAGCUUCCCAAAGAAUCAAGUUCAAGCAAGGCUUCGUUCAACAUCUUCAAUGAAAUACCCAUGGCUAUCAACCCCAGAAAUCCAAGAGAAGUACUCUUCUCGGUGCCCUCGUCGCAACCACGUCAAAAGAACGAGGGUCUUCGCCCUGAACCAUAUCUUCAGACCUUUGACAUGGCGCACCAGCGUCCACUCUUCCGACAGGCGUUGACACGCAACAACGCCACGGAUCCCAACAUGGGACCCGAAGGCCGUCGAAUCAUCGAGCCCAACGUGAGAAUGCUCCAAGUCAGUCACGAUGGCGAGUGGCUUGCCACCGUGGACGAAUGGGUCCCGCCACGAUCGGACACAGGAUAUCUCAAUGAAGGUAUUCCCGAGUUCAAUGAGGAGGAGCGCUUGCAACGCCGUGAGGUGUAUCUCAAGUUGUGGCAACGCGAUGAACAGCAAGGACAGUGGAAACUGCAAGCCCGAAUUGAUGGACCACAUUUCUUCGAAGACGUCUGCGGUAACGGUAGGGCAUUCGAUGUAGUUGCCGACCCUACUUCUGUCGGAUUCGCAACUGUCGGCGAGGACCACGUUGUACGAAUUUGGAGGCCCAAGACACGGUUGCGGGACGGGACCGUGGUUCGUGGCGUCGAUGAGACAGGACUGGUCACUUGGUCUCUGGACCGCUCGGUUGAGAUUAGCGAUAAGCUUGACAUUGUCGAAGCAAGCGCGGGCUCACAGCUGUCUCUUCCGCUCCGAACCUCUCGACUGGCUUUCUCCGCAGACGGUUCGGUACUUGCUGUCGCUCUCUCUUGGGCGUCUGAGUCGGACCCUGGAGUCAUCCACCUCAUUGACACCAACACUGCGACCAUCCGCCGAUCCAUAACAGAAAUCGAUGUCACCGCACUCUGCAGCGUGGGGAUCGUCGGCCGCCAUCUUGUCGUCGUCGGGGACUCGAUCACCGUCUGGGACAUGGUCCUCGACCAACUCGUCUCCUGCGUACCCAUCAACACCCCCGGCAUCGACCGCUUCGACCGCAUCUCCGUCGUCCGCUUCGCCGUCAACGAAACAAACAACACAUUCGCCGUCUCCCUACCGCAGUUCGAGAAGAACGAAUCCUCCACCUCCCGCCUAAAGCGCGCAUCCUCCAAAAUCAUGGUCUUCGACCCCCAGCACCAAGAAACGCUCUGGUCAACAAAAAUCCCCGGCAUCAUCCUCUCCCUCGCGUCUCAGAAAACAGAGUCCGGAUACAUCGCCCUCGACUCCGCUUCCUCCCUCCGCACUAUCAGCCCCACUGCGAAACCCCUCCAGCUCCUCACCCCCCCGCCAGAGGAAAAAGCAGAGCUGAAACGCACUUCUUACAAUGCGGAUGCGGACAUGCACGUCGACGGAGACCUGGAGACCUCCACAGAGACCCUCACACUCGCCGACGCUAUCGUCGUCCCCGGUUCCGAACAUGACAGGACGGUCGUCAAGUCGGAACAGCUGCAGCAGUUGUUCGAGGAGAGCGGGCCCAGCCACGCGAGUCUGCCUGCGAAGGGGCUGUUUAGGGCGUUGGUUGGGUUGCGCGGUAUGGUGGCGAAAGUAGCUGUGUAGCGUUGUCGCGUGUUGUGUAGUGGAAUAUAUAUCUUCGUUCUGUGUUUAUGUGGCCUUUUGCAGGUGGGUUUUCUGCCUGUUGGAGGUGUGGGGUGAUGUGUGCGUGACUUGGGGGUUUACAGAAGCUGUGAAUGUUGAGAAAAUAUGUACUGUGAAGAGUUGUUGGGAGAUCAUCUAUGUAUCCUGCGAUCUAGCUGUUCUACCUUGAAUAUCGAAUAAGGAGGAGGUUUGAACUGGU
Molecule: messenger RNA, 3422 nt
Organism: Dothidotthia symphoricarpi CBS 119687
Lineage: Eukaryota; Fungi; Ascomycota; Dothideomycetes; Pleosporales; Dothidotthiaceae
Product: WD domain-containing protein
Exons: 2
Coding region: 62-3184 (1040 amino acids)
Biological process (GO): positive regulation of transcription by RNA polymerase I; positive regulation of rRNA processing
Cellular component (GO): nucleolus
Molecular function (GO): protein binding; RNA binding
Source: RefSeq, a predicted model, not a curated record